Messenger RNA from Gigantopelta aegis, 291 nucleotides. Its product is annotated as atherin-like. NCBI's taxonomy places the organism in Eukaryota, Metazoa, Mollusca, Gastropoda, Neomphalida, Peltospiridae. The record is from RefSeq and is a predicted model, not a curated record. The annotation marks the transcript as partial. The transcript has 2 exons.
GCGCCGACGCGCGCCCGCGCGCGCCGCGCCGCGCGCGCGCGCGCCGCCCGCGCGCGCGCGCGCGCGCCCCCGCCGCGCCGCCGCGCGCGCGCGCCGCCGCGCGCGCGCGCGCGCGCCGCGCCGGCGCCCGCGCGCGCCGCGCGCCCCGCGCGCGCGCCCGCGGCCGCGCGCGCGCGCGCGCCGGCCCGCGCGCCGCGCGCCGCGCGCGCGCGCGCCCCCGCGCGCGCGCGCGCCCGCGCGCGCGCGCGCGCCGCCCCGGCGGCGCGCGCCCCGCCCGCCGCCGCCGCGCGC